UGUCGACUUCAUUGAGUCCGAUGCAAAGUAAAUGGCAUAAAAAUGAGGUGGAACAUGUUAAUUGGCUCAAGGGUUCUUCUCUGUCUCGGUCAGAUUCCGUCGUUAAUGGCGUAAUGGGAUCACGCGGGAGGGGAAGUCGACAUCGAUGGGAGGGGGGAGGGAGGGAGGAGGGUGAGAGGUCUGCGGGUUUGGUUUCGGGGCCUCCGUUUCUCCCCCUUGGAAUAUCCAAUUUUGGUCAUUCUGAGUUAUUUACGCAAAACUGUUUUUAUGCAGACGUCCCAGCGCCGGCUGGCUGCGUUUCCUUUCUCCGGCGGGUGCGGGGGAAAGUGCCUCUCUUUGGCCGCCCCCUUGACAUCGCCCAUGCAGUUAUUUGGCGGUCGGUAGCAGAAUGCACGCGUGAUAACAAGGCGGCGCUGCGCUGUCGCAGUAUGAUCCCGCCGUACUGUCGUACAUAGCUGUUGGUCCAUUUCGCUAGCUUGUGCUUCUAGUCUAUGCCCUAGACUUCUGUCUGUACGUCAGUGUGUUGCCACCGUCGGCAACUGCUUUUAGAAUAAUUGCUGCUACAGCUAAAACCUUUAUCGUGUGCAGGAGUUUUUUCUGCGACACCCUGGGGUUUUUUCUUUCUCCCAGAUUGUGUGUGACGUAUUUUCUGUCGUGUUGUUAUCAGUUUCUGCGCGCUCUUCCUGCCGUAUUUUUGGGCUGUACUGACUAAACAUAACUAAACCUAUUUUGAGAAACGCCCGAUGGGACUUGAUGGGACCUGGUUUUCGCUGUUUUGGUGUCUGCAGACUAAUAAAUUAAUCUAAGCCGCUUUUGUUGGACUGACGAGCCGUACCUGUAUCGUGCGGCAAGAAGCGUGUGCAAAAGCUGGGGCGAAGGUAUCGUCUGUACGGCACACAUAUAUCUGUAUAACCUCCCGUUUCGGUACAAGCGCCCUCAUAAUGUUCGCCAUUGCGGUGUCUUCUGUAGGUUUUGUAUGUAUGUAUGUAUGUAUGUAUGUAUGUACGUACGUAUGUAUGUAUGUAUGUAUGUAUGUAUGUAUGUAUGUAUGUAUGUAUGUAUGUAUGUAUGUAUGUAUGUAUGUAUGUAUGUAUGUAUGUAUGCGUGUAUGUAUGUGUGUAUGCAUGCAUAUUCGUGUCACACGAGAGCAGCGGUUCAUCUAUGGAUGCAAAUAGAGAUGUUGGCUAAUCUUUUUGCUUUUGCUUUCAGACGAGCUGGACGAGUGAGUUGGCGAGUUGCCAAAACAGGAUAUUCGGUUAACGAAUGUCCUUCUUAGCGGUUGGCGGUUAUGCUGAUUGUCGGUUGGAUUUGGGUGCAUAACGUAUAAAAGACAUGCAUCAAAGACAUACGGGUGCGGGCAUGAGGCAAGUUGGCUGGCUGGCUGGCAUUGUGGCUUGGCUAUGGCAUACGUUUGGCGGUUGGGAGUUGGGAGUUGUACGGUGCUGUUGGUUGUACGGGACCAAGAAGACGGACAACUGAUGCCGUGGCGCCACGUCGGACAGCAUAUGUACGGCAUGAGUUGCACGUGUUGCAGGCUUUGACGCGCGGCGCAUGAUAGUGUCGUACGCGCAUGUUUGGUGAACUCGCAGCUAGCUGCUGACGAGAGACGGUUCGAUCCGUGCGGUGCCCGUACGGAUUGUAUACGGCGGGUGAUGCGGAUAAUGAGCGAGGUGCAUUGCCGUACUGUUGCACGAUGCGGGUGGCAGGUUCUGCUGGCUUUGUUUCAACUUGACGUGUUCGCCGUGUUGGUUUCGGUCUGCACGGAAAGCUUCGCGUAGUUGGUGCUAGUUGGAAUUCAGGAGAGGUAAAAAGAUGAUUUGUCGGCAUUCAUGGUGUCACGUCGGGAAAGCUGCAAAAUGCCGACAGAUGCUGCCAACAUGGAACUGACGUGCCGUACAAGAGGAGUUUGGCAUCAGCCUGGUUUUGGUCUUUGAAAUUUGGUCGGAUGCAUUGGCUCAUAUUUUCGGAGACUGGGUUUUGGUCGCCAUGUCGAUGGUACUGAAGGAAGGAAGCGCCAUUUGCAAUGAACACAUGGCCACAUUGACCCUCUUCUCUUUGGCAGGCAGGGAGCUAAGAUGUCAGCUGGCUGUACGAAUGUACGGCCGCAAGAUCCUUCAUUGCGGUGCUUUGGUAAUAUGUGAGCUGCGAGACUUAUACGUCCUCCCCCGCCGACCAUGAUUGGUAUUCGCGCCCUGCACGUUAGCUGGUUCCUACAUCGCGCGCUCCGAUCCAAGGGAGAAUGAAGCCGCAGCUGAGCUGCAUUACUGCUUCAUUAUGGCUUUAGCUAAACGGAGCGAGGUGUUUAUCAAGGUUACGGCCUAUAUUGACCGCGAGCGAUUCUUGCUAUCGGAGCUGGCUGCGGCGCGAAAUCAGGUGGACAAGCUGUUGGACCAACAGCGCGUGCUGCUAGACAUGGUAGUACGCCUCUCUGGCCUACAAGUGAUACCUUCUGGUCAGACCUUGUCACAAGGAAGUUCCUUCCUUCAGGCAGCCAGUCGGAAUGCGGCUUCGGCUCCCUCUCCCUCUCCCGUGGCGCCGUCCGCCUCUACUCGUCCCACCCCAAAUAGCGCCUCCAGCAGUUCUCCAGAUGUACCAGCCUUUUCCUCGCUGGCUGAUCUCUUCAAGUCCGCCGCCGCCGCUGCGCCGCAUCCCGCCAGCGCUGCCGCCGCAGCCUCCAUCGCAGCAGCCGUUUCUGCAGUUGACACCGGGGACAUCCUGGCCAUCAACAAUUUCGACAUCCCAAAUCUGCCUCCGCCUCCGGCGCCCGCUUCGGCCUCAGCGGCGGCGACGUCGCCUGCACCGCCGUUACCACAGCCCUCCUUGCUGUUCGACACCAAGGGCGGGUUUACCGCUGUGACGGCGUCAGCGACGGCCUCAGUGUCGUACACGUCAACGACUACGGCAGCGGAGGCGGCGGAAGGUGAUCCGGCAGUGGCAGCGGUUGAUCUGCCCGUGGAGGUUGCGAAGGCAGCGCCCACGGACCCGCCACCAGAGCUGGUGCAGGGCGAUGACGACAUCUACUGGCUGUCCCGUCUGCACACGUGUCUGGAGCAGCGGGGCUUCUUCCCUGGGGAUGACGACAUGGAGAACUGGUUCUUCGGUGAGGGGACGCUCGCGGCAGUCCUGUCGUUCCAGGCUUCUGAGCGACUGCCGGAAACUGGAGUUGUGGAUCGCCCCACGUGGACGGCCCUGCUGGGGGUCGAGGUGGCAGAGGAGCUGUACGCCCGGGCGGCUGCGCUGUCGAACAGCGGCGUCGCCACAGCUACCACCGCCACCGCUGAACCUGCAUCGUCGCAACCAUCGCCAGCGUCGUCAGCGAGAAUUUCCACCACCACCACCAGCACAGCCCCUGCCGCUGCUGCUCCUGCUGACCUGACGAAAUGGCCUGUGCUGAUGGACGGUGAUGGAGGGAGGGAGGUGCAUGCAAUGCAGGUAGCCCUUGCCAACAGCGGCUUCUACUGUGGUGAAGACGACAUGCGCUGGUGGCAGUUCGGAGACGCCACUUUGACUGCACUCAAGUAUUUCCAGAGCUGCAGCUCCAUCCCGGAGAGUGGAGUGUGCGACGAGCGCACUUGGCGGGCACUUCUGGGGCGGGAGGCCUCCCCGGCAGACCUCUACCUGGUCCGCCUGAACAAGGUCAACAGUGACGAUGAGGACGGCGGCUUCGAUGACGAUAUGGAUGGGAUUAGCCAGGGCCGUGUGUGGCUCCUUGGGGAGCAGCGAUGGGAGCGACGACCCUGAUUAAUCUUUUUCUGUAGUAGAGGUGUUGGGUUGGCUGGUAGGGAUUUCUCAAGUGGGAGGUUGAGGCAGGAAGUGUCACGAGGUGGGCCGGAGGGCCAACUCCGGGAGGAGAGUUUUGGCCGGUUGUGGGGGAGGAGGUCGGGGGGAAGGGAGGAGGAUUAUUCGUGCAGAGCGGAAGAGGAGAGAGAAAGGCGGAAAGAAGCGGGUCGCAACGGUGAGCGGUUAUAACAGGGCUUUAGGGAUUAUGAGGGAAGGCAGGAGGAAGGAGGCACUACAGAGGGUGGCAUUGUGGGAUGAGGUGGGGCGGGAGGUGAAUAGGAUCAGGAGGGUGACUCGGCAACUGGGGGUGAUGGUGAGCUUGCAAUGAUGCAUUUUGUAUCGCCGAUGUCGGUGAUGGCGAUACAGGCCUACAUCACCUCUGCCGAUGGUACUGGCAUGGUUCGUGUAUGUGGGUGGUGUGUGUGUGUAUGUGUGCUGACUCGAUGACGAUGAUGAUGACGGGAUGGAAGUCAGGCAGG
Messenger RNA from Volvox carteri f. nagariensis, 4259 nucleotides. RefSeq lists its product as uncharacterized. The coding region runs from base 2275 to 3741 and encodes 488 amino acids. The transcript has 9 exons. The record is from RefSeq and is a predicted model, not a curated record. Lineage: Eukaryota; Viridiplantae; Chlorophyta; Chlorophyceae; Chlamydomonadales; Volvocaceae.